Trichoderma asperellum CBS 433.97 is the source of this 1038-nucleotide messenger RNA. RefSeq lists its product as uncharacterized. The record is from RefSeq and is a predicted model, not a curated record. Lineage: Eukaryota; Fungi; Ascomycota; Sordariomycetes; Hypocreales; Hypocreaceae.
AUGAGACUCUCAAACGUUCUACUUGCGUUAACUGCGGCGGCAGCAAACGCUGAGCGACCAGCCGAUGUAUCAAUGUGUGACUACUAUACCAAGACCCUUCUUGGCAAAGAAAAUACGCCAGAGAAUCAGGCUCUCUUGGUCACUCUUCUCGUCCACACGGUGAUUCUUGGAAACUAUACAACCCCCAACGUUGGCAUCGCAGUGCCAGGCCUGCUCGCGCCCGCAGUAGUCAAUGGUGAAAACGUCAAUCUUCUUCCUUACUUCAGCGGCGAGUACGCCACAACGAACAGAGGAGACCCCCAAGGAGUGUCUAUCAACUUUCUCGACGGCGGCGGCCCGGCGCCUCUCUUACACAACAAGCCCGCCGAUGACGAGACUUCAAACCAAUACUUCCUCGUCACUCACCUCCACCAAUACUUCGGCACCCUCAUCGGCUGCACUUAUCAAGGAUAUCCCGCCUUCCCUGCCUACGCCGGUGCCGCAUCAAUGUACCAAGUCCACAAAUUCAUGGACCUGAACUUCGCCCAGAACAAAUAUUUCAUCGACCAACAUGUACUCGCCGCUGAAUCAUUGGGCUUUUCCGCUGCGGACGGCAAGGUCUUCGGCGACCAUCUCUAUGACGUGUUCGCCGUUCGCUGUGGUCCGCCUACAUCAAUUGUAAAGACUCAAGGGCCGCAACUGCAGUCGACCUGUCUGACAAGCGAUUGCCCUCAGGCUGAGGAUUCUGAGUGCGAUCUCUAUCCAGCAGUGACGCCGUCGUCGCCAGCAGGUUCUUCAGCAGCAGCCUCCAAAGAGCAGUGCAACGAAGAGCAGUGCCGCCAGCACUUGGAGCUGUGAAAAAUUUGGAAUCUAGAAAUCUGUAUAUUCGUUAUUGUUAUAUAUUGGUUUUCGGAUAGGAGUUGGAUUUGCAUUUUAAACGAUUAUAUUAGUCAAUAUAGACAAGGCAAUUUGCUAGUAUUCACUGCAUACAUUCAUGUUUAUUAUAGUCACAAUCAUACGUUGUGAAAUACAAUCUCGAAAUGAGCGUUACUAUCGUCG